Cimex lectularius (bed bug) is the source of this 2183-nucleotide messenger RNA. RefSeq names its product DNA-binding protein D-ETS-4-like. Gene Ontology annotation, cellular component: nucleus. Gene Ontology annotation, biological process: regulation of transcription by RNA polymerase II; cell differentiation. The coding region runs from base 83 to 1177 and encodes 364 amino acids. The transcript is spliced from 5 exons. NCBI's taxonomy places the organism in Eukaryota, Metazoa, Arthropoda, Insecta, Hemiptera, Cimicidae. Gene Ontology annotation, molecular function: sequence-specific DNA binding; DNA-binding transcription factor activity, RNA polymerase II-specific. The record is from RefSeq and is a predicted model, not a curated record.
AUACUCAGUAACUCAGUGCAACUCAGAGUGACAGGUAUCAGGAAAGUAAUAAGCUGAAUUACAUGUGAGAUCAAACAAGGAGAUGGUUCAGACGACAAGCAUGUUCGAAACUAUGCCUCAACGCGUGCCGACAGGAGGGCUUAGCCCGAUAUCAGAUGAUUACUCUGCCGUUUUCACAGCGGAUUCUUUCGACCUUUCCCUUCUUCCGCCAUCGCAGCUGUACAAGGAGGAGCCGUUCCCCUGGUCGCCGAUAAAGCCCGAGCCCUUAACACAGGAGGAGGAAGACUACCUGAACUUGAACGAAGACAAAUCCGACCACAAACUAUUGCGGGAGGUGCUGAAAGACACCUCCUUUCAGAGGAGGUACAACCUGAUACCCGUCUCCGUCGGGGAGCUCGGCACAGGAUUCAGGGCGGAUAUGGAGGAUGUAUCCAUGGACCUGGCACAGCAGGAAAUCGAGCCGGUCCUGUCCAUGGCGAUGGAACAGCUCAAGACAGAGAUCCACAACACUUGCGCCGUCCUCGGUAUAUCUCGAGAUCCUAGCAAGUGGACUGUGGAAGAGGUGGACACCUGGCUCACUUGGAAUUUGGCACAAUUCAGCCUUGCACUUUCGAUCGCUCAGUAUUUCAAAAUGCCGGGACAUUCCCUGUCUGCCCUGACUGAGCAGGACUUCAUCCAAAGAGCCCCGGAGUGCGGGGGGCUCCUUUUCGCACAGUUGGAACUGUGGAAAGCAGCCGCGAUGGACGAGACUGCAGUCGACGUAAGCGGACUUCUUCACGAAACCACUACCACAAGAUCAGGAUCGUCUUCGGGAGAGCCAUCAGACGAUGAAGACGAAGACGAAAUGGGAGAUUCUUCCCAGGCCUCGCCCAAGAGCAGUUCCAGCCGCAGCGGCGGUGGGUCCCACAUCCACCUCUGGCAGUUUCUCAAGGAGCUACUCGGGUCUCCGGCGACUUACGGCAACUGCAUCCGGUGGGUCGACAGACAGAAUGGCGUCUUCAAAAUCGAGGAUUCCGUGAGGGUGGCCAGGCUCUGGGGCAAGAGGAAGAACAGGCCGGCCAUGAACUACGACAAACUGUCCCGUUCUAUACGGCAAUACUACAAAAAGGGCAUCAUGAAGAAGACGGAGCGGUCUCAACGCCUCGUCUACCAGUUCUGCCACCCUUAUUCCCUUUAGACUUCUCUACCGAUUGUUCAUUCAAUCGUACGAGAAGUCUUUAUGUAAAUAAUUUCCUCUUUCCCGUCCGGGUCGCUUUCAGUUAUAAUUUUUUGUAUAACCGAUGAGCCGAUCAACUCGGGAAAUCAAGUGUAUGCCAUUUUCGGCAAGUUUUGUAAAUAAUUUUUGAAUUUUUUUUUAAUAUUAUCUCAAAUUUUUGGAAGGUAAUUUCCAAUAUGUUCUUUUUGUGUUUAUGUGAUCCAUAAAAGUGGAGCUCACGAUUUAUUUUUGUUUGCUGGCGGAGUAAACGGCCUGGGCGUUCUGACGGGGCCGCGUUAUGUCUGCGCGUUUCCCCGUCUCGUGGCAAGAGCGUCCGCCUCAUAGGUAUUGAAACGUCAGUGACUUGGUUCCCAUAUAUCUAUGAUAUAUUUAUUAUUGUAAGUUCUAUGAACAAACCCUAACAAUGUUGUAAAUAAGAUUAACAAUAUUUUUAAAAACAUACAAAUAAUCUACCUAGGAAAAGGAGAAAAGUAGAAUAGACUAAACUGAAUUUUUUUAAAAUAUACAUUCCAAUGUUUUUACUUUUUCUAGAACAAAAAUAAAAAUUCUAAAGGUGCUGGUUGUCGGGUUAUUUUUCAACGGUGAGUUACACCUUCAUGAUAUUAAAUAUCAUUUAAUGUUUAAUUAGUCAUGUAACAGUAGUUGUAAUUGAUAUUCAAUGACGGUGUUAAUUUAGAAAACAGCCAUAAAAUAUGGCAAAAAAAAUUUUAAUUGAAACUUAUUGUUACCAAUUUUCAAAUUUAUUAUUAUUAUUUGUAUAUAAAUAUUUUGUUUAAUGAUCUUUCAAUAAAAGUAUAUUUUUAAACAAACACCUGAAUUAAUUUAUAUCUAGUAACUAGAAUAAAGCCAUGACUUAUUUUUUUGCUCACAUAUAUUUUUCUAUAUUUUAUAAAGGAAAAAUACUUUUUUAAUGUGAUUGUUUUGUUACUCAUUUUAUUCAAAGUUUAUUGUGUAUCUUUUAUUAAAA